ACCUUUGAUUCACCUAACUCUCUGGUUCUAAUUUCAAAGAAUUUCCCUUUUCGAGAUUACGAGAGCUAUGUCUCAUUGUCAUUUACUAUAACCCCUUUAUUAUCCUCAACCGUUACCCACCCUUCAAAUCCUUAUAAAAUCCACAUCCAUGCAACAACAAUAGCUCAAGUAUUGCUUCAAAAGUAUAUCAGAGAGAAAGAGAGAGGGCGAUGGCUAGCUCGGUUGUGAUUUUUGUGCUUGUUUUAGCAUUUGUGCAUGCAACUGCAGCACGUAAUGUUCCAAGUGAUGCUGAUCUUGAUAGCAAUAAUGUUGUCCCUAAUGAAGAGCAAGUAUUGCAUGCUAGUGCACCAGCUGCCGAUUCACCUAGCAGCACUGGCCUUAAAGACAAAAAGAAUUUCAUCUAUGGUGGUGUUGGUGGCUUUGCUGGAAUGGGAGGUUAUGCUGGUAUCAUUGGCGGUCUGCCAGUUAUUGGUGGCCUUGGUGGAAUUGGCAAAUAUGGAGGGGUUGGAGGGGUUGGUGGAAUAGGAGGUGUUGCUGGCCUUGGCACUGGCACUGGUCUCGGUGGUGUAGGAGGUGCAGCUGGUGGUGCUGGUGGUUCGGCUCUACCAUCCCCUUAAGUCAAUAUAUAAUUAGUUUCAAUAUGGUUUUGCUUGGUUUGGUGUUUUAGGGAACUAUCUGAGACAGGUCGUUGUGUUAAGCGCGAGUUAUUAUCCUUGUCAAAUAGUUGUUUCCUUGGACACAUCUUAUGCUGUAGGUGUUGUUAUCUUUAUGUUUCAAUGAUAAUU
Populus euphratica (Euphrates poplar) is the source of this 785-nucleotide messenger RNA. Its product is annotated as keratin, type II cytoskeletal 2 epidermal-like. The coding region runs from base 210 to 617 and encodes 135 amino acids. The record is from RefSeq and is a predicted model, not a curated record. Lineage: Eukaryota; Viridiplantae; Streptophyta; Magnoliopsida; Malpighiales; Salicaceae. The transcript has 2 exons.